This is a messenger RNA of Hibiscus syriacus, 2614 nucleotides long. Its product is annotated as cation/H(+) antiporter 18-like. NCBI's taxonomy places the organism in Eukaryota, Viridiplantae, Streptophyta, Magnoliopsida, Malvales, Malvaceae. Gene Ontology annotation, molecular function: antiporter activity. Gene Ontology annotation, biological process: regulation of pH; proton transmembrane transport. The record is from RefSeq and is a predicted model, not a curated record. Gene Ontology annotation, cellular component: membrane; endomembrane system. The transcript is spliced from 4 exons. The coding region runs from base 114 to 2504 and encodes 796 amino acids.
CGUAUUUUUCUCAUCAUAAAUGAGGAGAAAAUGAAUCUGCAUUGAGUGAGAGAUUCUUGCAGUGACAGUGCUCUAUCAAAGUUUCAGAAAUAGUAGCAAUUAGGUUGGUGCAAAUGGCUACGAAUUCAAGCCACUGUCCUUCUCCGAUGAAGGCGACGUCGAACGGGGUGUUCCAGGGAGAUAACCCUCUUGAUUUUGCACUGCCUCUCGCCAUCCUUCAGAUAUGCAUGGUGGUUGUACUGACUCGUAUCCUCGCUUUUCUUCUUAAGCCUCUCCGGCAGCCUCGUGUCAUCGCCGAGAUCGUUGGAGGAAUAAUACUGGGUCCAUCAGUUCUAGGCAGAAACGAAAAGUAUCUGAACGCAAUCUUCCCACAUAGGAGUCUAACGGUGCUGGACACCUUAGCCAAUCUCGGUCUCCUUUUCUUUCUAUUCCUCGUCGGCCUAGAGUUGGAUCCCAAAUCACUCCGCCGCACCGGGAAGAAAGCUCUUUGCAUAGCACUUGCCGGAAUUAGUCUCCCUUUCAUGCUAGGAAUAGGAACAUCGUUCGCCCUUCGAGCGACCAUCUCAAAGGGCGUAAAAGAAGCCCCAUUUCUCGUCUUCAUGGGCGUUGCUCUUUCCAUCACUGCCUUCCCCGUGUUAGCCCGUAUUUUGGCUGAGCUCAAGCUUUUAACGACGGAUAUAGGCCGAAUGGCUAUGUCGGCUGCUGCAGUCAACGAUGUCGCCGCGUGGAUUCUGCUAGCUCUCGCCAUUGCCUUAUCAGGAACCGCCAGUUCUCCACUUGUAGCGUUGUGGGUUUUCUUAUGUGGCUCUGCUUUUGUCAUCGGAUGUGCGCUCGUUUUCCCUCCUGUAUUCAGAUGGAUGGUUCACCGUUGCCCCGAGGGUGAACCGGUGAAAGAGUUGUACGUAUGUGCAACUUUGACGGCGGUUUUGGCGGCGGGUUUCGUUACUGAUCUUAUUGGAAUCCAUGCGCUCUUUGGUGCGUUUGUAGUAGGAGUUCUCGUACCCAAAGAAGGUCCAUUUGCUGGUGCAUUGGUGGAAAAGGUUGAAGACCUUGUUUCUGGCCUCUUUCUACCUUUAUACUUUGUGUCAAGUGGAUUGAAAACAAAUGUUGCCACCAUUCAAGGGCCUCAGUCUUGGGGCCUCCUCGUUCUAGUCAUCGUCACCGCGUGUUUCGGCAAGAUCGCCGGCACUGUCUCCGUUUCCCUUCUAUGCAAGGUGCCUUUCGGGGAGGCUUUGGCACUAGGGUUCCUUAUGAAUACCAAAGGCUUGGUGGAGCUCAUUGUUCUCAACAUCGGUAAAGAUAAAAAGGUUUUGAACGACCAAACAUUUGCAAUCAUGGUUUUAAUGGCCAUAUUUACAACUUUUAUAACUACCCCCCUUGUGAUGGCAGUGUAUAAGCCAGCUAAACGGAAGGGUAAAGGAGAACACAAGUACAAGACAAUUGAGAGAAAAGACGCUAAUUCUCAGCUUCGGAUAUUGGCUUGCUUCCACAGUUUGAGAAACAUUCCCACUAUGCUUAAUCUUAUUGAGGCUUCACGUGGAACUGAGAAAAAGGAAGGAGUUUGCGUGUAUGCAUUGCACCUCAUGGAGCUCUCCGAAAGGUCAUCCGCCAUUCUUAUGGUCCACAAGGCAAAAAAGAAUGGGCUGCCCUUUUGGAAUAAAGGGACGAACUCCGAGGGUGAUCAAUUUGUGGUCGCUUUCAAGACUUUUCGACAACUAAGCCAAGUGUUGGUCCGCCCGAUGACGGCCAUCUCGUCGUUGUUUAACAUGAACGAGGACAUCUGCAAUAGCGCGGAAAGAAAAAGGGUGGCCAUGAUUAUCCUCCCCUUCCACAAACACCAAACGGUGGACGGAAUGUUCGAGACGACCCAAACCGAAUAUCAAUUGGUCAAUAAGCGAGUUCUAGAACAAGCGCCAUGCUCCGUGGGCAUCUUGGUCGAUCGUGGUCUAGGUGGAACCACGCAUAUAUCGUCAAGCAACGUUGAUUCCGUCAUAACGGUAUUAUUCUUCGGCGGACAUGACGAUCACGAAGCACUUGCUUACGGAGCUCGAAUGGCAGAGCACCCUGGCAUCAGUCUAACCAUCGUUCGCUUCUUACCCGGACCUGAAGUGUCUGGCGAGAUCGUCGCGGCUGAGACAAACACAAGCGACGAACGAUUUCUGACGGAAUUCAAGAACAAAAUCUCGAACGACGGCUCAGUAAGUUAUGAAGAAAGAGUGGUGAGGAACUCGAUGGAAACCAUCGAAGCAAUCGGAGAAUUCAGCUGGUGCAACCUUUUCGUGGUGGGGCGAACGCCGGAGUCUCGAACGACGGCAAAAAUGAAUGCAAAGACCGAGUGCCCUGAAUUAGGACCAAUAGGAAGUUUGUUGAUUUCACCUGAAUUGUCAACAUCAGCAUCAGUUUUGGUGGUGCAACAGUAUAAAACCACGAAGCAAUCACCUCCUCCUUCAGUUUCCUCUACAAAGGUUGCAGAGUUACCCGAAGGGCAUGUGGGAAGUCCAUGAUCGUUGACUAAAAUUUGGUUUGACUUGUAAAUAUUGUUGGAACUAUUCAUCAUGUUGAUAAUACAUGACCAUGAAUGUUAAAUAGAAUAAUAGUAGUGUUUUAUUUUUUU